AUGGCAGAUGAUGAUGAUUUAAGUUCCAAAUAUGCGUUUCUGUUGCAACCAGUUAGAGAUUUGCAGAAAAAUUGGGAAAUCGAUAUCAGUCAUCUACUGGACGAAUUUACUGAGCAGCUUCGGUUAUGUGAAAUUAGAUUAGAUUCGGGUAAAGAAGAGUCUGGAUCACAUAAGAAGUUUAGUUUUGCUGAAGCAGCAAUGCUGAUUCAAGGCUCCACCAUGGUCUAUAGCAAGAAGGUCGAAUAUGUUUAUGGACUCGCACGUAAUUUCUACGAACAGCUUUGCAGUAAAAAGACGCUUCGAAAAAAAAAUACGGAGGAUGUGAAUGAAAAUAUGGAUGUAGUGGGAAAUGACAGUGAUGACGAACCGCAAGUAUUCGAUGAUCCAUGUGAACUAAUUCCAGUUACGAAGCUUCUUCGUACUAAUGACUGGAAUACACUUAUGUUGAAAACUGAGCAGAAGCCUCCUCUUUUAUUGCCUAUGAUACCACCUUCACUGAUGCCACUUGCUGAUUAUGAAAAAAGUAAUGUACCACUUUAUUCUUCACGAAAUAACAAAGAACUGGUUGGCAAAAAGGAUGACUUUAUUAUCAAUACUGGUUUCAUUCAUAAAAGCGGCGUUCUUCUACUUGACUUAGCUAAUGAAAGGCUUUUAAACGAAUUUCUGUCACAGAAUCCUAAUAGAAACAAUAGUUCGUGCGAUAAGGGAUACGCGUUAAUGGAGGAAAGUAAAACGCAAAAUGUGGAUGGUAACGGCUCUGUUCAUACGUGCAUGAGUGAAGUGGAAAAAGGUCGCCGUAUUACUUUUAGUACCAAUCCAAAUACUACAACACACCGUGACACGACUCAUGCGGAUCUUGUCAGUGAUGUUCCUGAAUUACAUACAAUGGAGCUUGAUGAUAUGAAAACUUGUUUAUCUCGAAAUGAUGAGUCAAGUGAAAUAGAUUUUGGUGGACAGGAUUUUGAUUACAGUCAUGAUGUUAAAGAUCGCCAUCCGGCUGACGAAGAAAACUUUGUUGGAGCAGAUAACUGUGAGCCCGUGAUGGAUCUGUUUCAGUUACAAGACUACAAAUAUGCGCCUUAUCGAGCUUGUAAACCAUCUUUUUCUAUGGAACGACGGCAGAAGCGUAAUUUAGAAAGGAAAGAAAAAUUAAGUCUCAAGUCACUUUCUAACUUUAAUUACUUUCUUCAGCAGAAUGUGUAUCAUUCGAUUCCGAAAAACAACCGUCUGGUAGAUGAUGUCUUCGCAACUGUUUUCGGAAUAUAUAUGCGAAGGAUAGAAAGACGUCGAAUGAACGAAAUCAGGAGCAGAAUAUUGCAAAAGAAAGAAGAGCCAGCAACCGACAUUCCAGUAUGUCAUGAUCAAAACGCGCACAAUAUCACUGCGAAAGAUUAUUCCAGUGACGAAAGUCAAGGGCCCUCUGACAUUGAUGAAGAUGAAAAUUUGACUUUUGGUAAGAUACAAGACCAUGAGAUAGAUAAUCAGAUUAGUAUGACUUCCUUAUAUAUGAACUACGACGAUCCGGUUACUAAUUUGAAAUCUGCUGAAAAUAUGACAUAUCAAGAUAUGCUGAAAGUUCACUUAAAUAAAUACUGGUCGUCUGCGGAAGAAGCUACAUCAGAGCUUUGUAAACGCGUGCAACAAUGGGAAGAAAAAAUUCAGCCACUACUAGAAGAGGAAGAAUCACGCCGCAAAUUUGAUAUUCAUGAAUAUGGUUCUGAGCUUCUCAGUCAAUAUGUAAACAUUGGAGAAAAAAAAUGCUUUUUUGAGUUGGUGAAAGAUGCAAGCGCACAGUAUGAUAUCAGUCGUUAUUAUUUGGCAUCAUUAAUGCUUGCUAAUACUGGAAAUAUUGAACUGAAUACUACCUUAUCAAAUGAAGACGAUGGUCAAAGAGAUGUAGCUUUAAAGUUGUUGAAGAAAAAACGUCACCAUGAACAAUUUUUGGAUACAUCUGUUUAA
This is a messenger RNA of Thelazia callipaeda (thelaziosis nematode), 1959 nucleotides long. NCBI's taxonomy places the organism in Eukaryota, Metazoa, Nematoda, Chromadorea, Rhabditida, Thelaziidae. The record is from the annotation of a GenBank genome assembly.